This is a messenger RNA of Recurvomyces mirabilis, 231 nucleotides long. RefSeq lists its product as uncharacterized. The record is from RefSeq and is a predicted model, not a curated record. Lineage: Eukaryota; Fungi; Ascomycota; Dothideomycetes; Mycosphaerellales; Teratosphaeriaceae. Bases 1 to 231 code for a protein of 76 amino acids. The transcript is spliced from 4 exons.
AUGCGUGCCACACUUGCUCGACGCAUCACAUUCCCCGGCCUCAACCGCGCCAAUAAUGUCCCACACUGGCAGCGAGUCCACCAGAACCACGCAGACGGUCUUCGACAAUGGCAGAAGGGCCCACGCGCCAAGAUCAUGCUCUACCCAUACUAUGCCCUUCUCUUCAGCACAACAAGCGCAUGCAUGUACAUGAUGUGCCGCAUGGUUCUCGGCAAGAAGACAUGGUAUUGA